AUGCCUUCCCGCCUCCUCCUCCAGCAGCCGCUCCCGCCGCCCGCGCCGCCGCCGCCUCCCGUGCCCGCCGGGAACCACCACCGCCUCCGCCGCGCCCUCCUCGCCGGCAUCGCCGCCUCCGCGGCGGUCGCGGCGGCGCUGCUGCUCCUGCUCGCCCUCGUCCUCCUCCACCGGCGCCGGCGCCGGCGGCAUCCCACGCUCCCCUUCUCCCCGCCGCCGGACCCGGCGCGCCCGCUCCGCCGCUACUCCCGCCGCGCGCUCCGCCGCGCCACGGGCGGGUUCCACCCGUCCCGCCUCCUCGGCCGCGGCGCCGCCUCGCCCGUCUACCUCGCCACCUUCCCGGACGCCUCGCUCGCCGCCGUUAAGACGUGCGCGUCGCCGCACGAGCUCCACCUCCUCGCAUCGCUCCCGGACUCCCCGCGCCUCGUCUCGCUACUUGGGUACUGCCCCAGCUCGGGCUCGGGCUCCGGCUCCGGCGCCUGCGGCGGCGCCGCCGCGGCCGAGCGCCCGCUCCUCCUCGUCUUCGAAUACAUGCCUCAGGGUUCCCUCCAGGGCGCGCUCUUCGGAGGCGGCGGUGACGCCGCCGCCACCCGCGACGCGCAGUUCCUGGACUGGCCCAAGCGGCUCGCCGUCAUCCGCGACGUGGCGCGCGCGCUCGCGUUCCUCCACGCCGAGUGCCGGCCGCCCGUCGUGCACGGCGACCUCAAGCCCAGCAACGUCCUCCUCGACGCCGACUUCUGCGCCAAGCUCGCCGACUUCGGCCUCGCGCGCUUCAAGACCCCCGACGCCGUCGCCGCGCCCGGCGCGGCUGGGGACGACUUCAUGAGCCAGGAGCUCGGCGAGGCCGGCGACCACCUCUCCACCACCUCCGCUGCCGGCGGCGCCAAGACGGAUACCAAGGACGAGUCUGGCCCGGCUAGCGCCUGGGGGAAGGAGUGGUGGUGGAAGCAGGACGGCAGCGGCGAGCUUGACUCGAGGGAUUACGUCGCCGAGUGGAUUGGCAGCCAAAUCUGCCCGGAGCGGAACCCGGAUUGGGCCGAUGAGAACGACGCCAACGAUCACAAGAAUUCGCCCUCCAGGACGGACGAACACGCCGUGUCAGCCUCGCCGGAGGAAAAGAAGAACGCCGAUUGCAACGGCAAUGUCGACGGCUCUAAGAAGGAGGCGACAAAGAUGAGGGAGUGGUGGAAAGAGGAGUUCUUUGAGGAGAUGAGCAAGAAGGGGCCCAGCUUCGACAAGCGCCGCGGCGGCAGCAAGCCGUGGCUCCGCUCGAUCAGCAUGAACACCGGCAACGGCGACAGCAAUGUCGAGCCGAGCGCUCUGGACCUCAGCUUCCGAAGAAGCCGGAAGCGGAGCCGGCGGCGCGGCCGGUCAGUGGGCAGCGACAUCCACAGCGGGUGCGGCGGGGACUUUCUCAGCCGGGAGCUGAGCAGCACGACGAGCAUGCGCGGCACGGUGUGCUACGUCGCGCCGGAGUGGGGCGGCGGGCCGUGCGAGCACGGCAGCGAGUUGCUCGAGAAGGCUGACGUGUACAGCUUCGGCGUGCUCGUGCUGGUGAUCCUGUCCGGCAGGCGGCCGCUGCACAUCCUGUCGUCGCCGAUGAAGCUGGAGAAAGCCAACCUGGUGAGCUGGUGCCGCCAGCUGGCGCGCGCCGGGAACGUGCUCGAGCUCAUGGACGAGAGGCUGGACGGCCGCUACGACAGGGACCAGGCCACGCAAUGCGUGCAGCUCGCGCUGCUCUGCCUGCAGCGGCAGCCAGAGCUCCGGCCGGACAGCACUGACAUUGUCAAGAUCCUGGACGGCGAGAUGGAGCUGCCGCCCGCGCCGGUGGAGUUCUCGCCGUCGCCCCGCGUGCGGCCGUUCCCGCGGUCGUCGCGCAGGGCAGCACAACCCGAUGCUGCCGAGUGAUGGUACCUCUGCUCCUUGCGAAUUUGCCGUUUGGAGAUCAUUGAGCAUUGACAAAAUUCAUGGUGUUGCGUUGAUUGUUUUUGUAUAUAGGAGCCAUUCAUCUUCCCCUAAACUAACACUGAAAUCAUUCUAUGCCAGUUUCAAAAUUCGAUCCUGCAUCUUGCAGAAAUCAACAUAAUCCUCUAGGACCCAAUUGUUCAUAUCUUUGCCAAAGACUUGGAAACUUGCAGUGUCAUGUUGAUGACUUACUCCUGAUUUUAUAACAAUGAGUUCUUGUCGUCUUCUUUUACACAA
Messenger RNA from Panicum hallii, 2202 nucleotides. RefSeq names its product putative receptor-like protein kinase At1g80870. Gene Ontology annotation, biological process: protein phosphorylation. NCBI's taxonomy places the organism in Eukaryota, Viridiplantae, Streptophyta, Magnoliopsida, Poales, Poaceae. Gene Ontology annotation, molecular function: protein kinase activity; ATP binding. The coding region runs from base 1 to 1908 and encodes 635 amino acids. The transcript has a single exon. The record is from RefSeq and is a predicted model, not a curated record.